CACAAAAAUAUAUCCAAAAUGGGAAAGAAAAAGGGAGGGAAUAAAAAUAAGCUGGCCAAAAUGUCCGACGAAGAGCGGGCAAGGUACUUGCAGCACCGGGCCGAUAUGGAGGAAGAGGCCAGACGCCGGAAGCAACAACUUAUAGCGACAUUCAUGAAGAACAAGCUGAAAAGGGAGGAUGCGUUUGCGCGACUAAAUCUGGCCAAAAUCAACCAAGAGUGGCGCACCAUUCUACGCAACAUCAAGUGCAAAGAGCUGAAGGAGGAGGUGGAAGCGGUGGAGAAGACGUGCACCGAGUGCAUCGAGAACAAGAAUGCCGUCAUCAAGCGGCUGCUGUGCGAUCUGGACGAGUCGGAAGAUUUGUACUCCACCAUGCUGCAUGCGCACAUGGAGCGCGUGGAGAAGAUCAUACGCAUUCACAACGAUCGUGUCAACUUUCUGACGGAGCUGUACGAGCUCGAUAAGAAAGAAAUCAUCGACAACUACCAGCGCGAGAUGGAGCUGUACAAGCAGAAAAAGUUCGAGCUGCAGAAGGACCUGGAGUGUGUGUUUUACGGGCUGGCAGAGAAGGCGCGCACCGACCGACUGCGCAACGAGGAGGAGCACAUGCUCAAGAAGGAUGAGCUGAAAAACUCGAUGAUACUGAAGCUGGAAAUGAUCACCAAAGAGCGGGAGCGGGAGAUGGAACGUCUGUGGAAAGAGUUCCAGCGCGUACUCAACGUCUACCUGCGCAACACGGAGGAGUACCGGAACGAGUACAACACGCUGCGCGACCAAGACUCGAGCGACACCAAGAACAUCCAGGACCACUACGCGGAGGUAGCACGGCUGAGCGACCAGAUAGCGGAUCUGCGGCUCAAGCUGGCCACGCUGAAGGAGGAGCACGACUUUAACAUGAAGCAGAUGCAGAAAAGCAAGGCCGAGCUGCAGUCACGCGUCCAGAACCUCAAGCAGGAGAUGGAACUCGGUACCCGGCUUGACCGCGAGCAGCUGAAAACGCUCGCCGUCUACAGUAACGACGCCAUCAAGCAUCUCCAGGCGAUGCUGAAGAAGGUGAAAUCGAUCUACCAGAUCGCGAGCUUCUGCAAAAAGUAUGAAACCGAGUCGGAAGAUUUGCUGCCCUUCGUCCGACGUGCGAACAACGAAACCGCACAAUCGGAACAGCCGGCAGCCGGCGAGCGAGCGCUCGUCCCUGUCGCCACGUUGGAUCCCACGAUGGAAUCGUUCAAGCGCGAAGUGUUCGACACGGCGGAACUGUUCGAGAGUUUCUGGAUGCGGUUCAACAAAGCGCGCAUCGAUGUGGCCUGCCUGCGGGAGGAAAAGCAGCAGCUGAUCGAUCGGAACGAGCAGCUGAAGGCGCACCUGAAGGAUUACCUCAUCACGGUCAACAUGAACAGCGGCGGGCCGGUCGAAUCGAACGCCGAUCUGCUUACCAAACGUCCCACCUCAAUGAGGAUCGAGAAGCUGGUGCGCGUCGACGAGGAGGUGAUCGUGCCGGAGGGAACUCGCAAGGCGGUUCGAUUCCGAGCCGGUGGACAGCAGCAGCGGCGGCCGGUGACCUGCAUCGAGGGGAACCUCAGCAACGCCAUUCGGAACGAGCGGCUGCUGGAGGUGCGGGCGAAGUCGUCCGAAAUUUACUCCAUGGUCCCAAACAGAGCCUGAGCGUGCCGG
Anopheles coluzzii is the source of this 1671-nucleotide messenger RNA. RefSeq names its product dynein regulatory complex subunit 2. The record is from RefSeq and is a predicted model, not a curated record. Lineage: Eukaryota; Metazoa; Arthropoda; Insecta; Diptera; Culicidae. The transcript has 4 exons. Gene Ontology annotation, biological process: axonemal dynein complex assembly; cilium-dependent cell motility; regulation of cilium movement. The coding region runs from base 19 to 1662 and encodes 547 amino acids. Gene Ontology annotation, cellular component: axoneme; axonemal dynein complex.